Messenger RNA from Striga hermonthica, 1173 nucleotides. The record is from the annotation of a GenBank genome assembly. Lineage: Eukaryota; Viridiplantae; Streptophyta; Magnoliopsida; Lamiales; Orobanchaceae.
AUGUUCGCGAUUCUCCGAGGCAGACGACUCAGUCUCCCACCGGAGCUGUCUAUUUUGGCCGGCCGUCAAUUUAGGGCUUCUGAAAAUGCGGUCUUCUCCAGGCCGUUCACUACCGGUAAACAACCGCCAGGUGUUUGCGAAAAUGACCCUGAGAAAUCCUUCACUUUCUCCUACCUCGUCAGCUCAUGCGGGUUGGCUCCAGACGUCGCCGUCCGCGCCUCCAGUAAAAUCCAGCUGAAAUCGCCGGAAAAACCAGACGCGGUCUUGAAUCUUCUCAGAGAGUACGGAUUCACGGCCACCGACAUCUCUGUAAUGGUCACCCGGUGGCCGAACGUGCUCUGUGCCUGCCCAGACAAAACCCUUUUGCCCAAGCUCGAAUUUUUCGCCUCCAUUGGUGUCCCCCUCCCCCUCCUGGCCAGCAGUCUGUCCCGAACCCCUUAUGUCUUAUGGCACAACCUGAAGAAUUCAAUCAUCCCCUCAUACGAUUUCCUGAGAAACCUGCUCGGGUCGGAUAAGCUGGUAGUGCAAGUCUUUAAACGGACUCCAAUGAUCUUCGACUUGUACCUGGUCGACAACCUCAAAUCCAACCUCUCGUUUCUAGCAUCCCGCGGGUUUCCCUGGCCAUCUCUUGUAUCACUGGUCACAUUCGAACCAACAAUGUUCUUGGCUCCUCAGGAGAAGUUAUCCUCGUGCAUGGAUCGUGCAAUAGAAAUGGGGUUUGACGUGUCCAAUAAUGCAUUUUCGAAGGCCAUUCGGGUUUUGGUGGGUUAUGAUGAGUCGACCCUUAAGCGCAAGAUGGAGGUUUAUAGAAAGUGUGGCUGGUCGGAAUAUGACAUCAAGACGGCCUUUCUGAGUCAGCCGCUCUGCAUGGCCUUAUCCGAGAAGAAGAUUUUGGCGAAUAUGGGUUUUCUGGUUGAUAAAUUAGGGUGGGCACCAGGUGAUGUGGCCCGGUGCUCUUGGAUUCUUGGGUACAGCCUCGAAAGGAGAAUGAAGCCGAGGUGGGCAGUUGCUGAGGUUUUGUAUGAAAAGGGGCUGAAGAAUGUAGCUAUCACGUCCCUGCUGACAAUGUCCGAGAAGAUUUUCUUGAAGACCUAUAUUGAGAAAUACGAGAAGGAUGUUCCUGAACUUUUGGACAUUUAUCGAGGUAAUAAAAUCCUGGCGUGCACAUCUUGA